UCGUAAACGCAUCCACGUCGCUCCCAAAACCACCCUUACAAAAUUCCGCGCGGCUCCUGAACGCUCUCGGUCGCCGCCUCCACUCGCCUCCAUUCUUCCUCGUCGCCGUCUCCCCGCUCGCUCCAAGCAGACGCCGGCGAAAUGGCCCCGAAGCGAGGCGGCAGGGUGCCGGUUCCGGCGAAGAAGAAGACGGAGAAGGUGACGAACCCGCUGUUCGAGAAGAGGGCGAAACAGUUCGGGAUCGGGGGCGCGCUGCCGCCGAAGAAGGACCUCCACCGCUUCGUGAAGUGGCCAAAGGUCGUGCGCAUCCAGCGCCAGCGCCGCAUCCUCAAGCAGCGGCUCAAGGUCCCCCCGGCGCUCAACCAGUUUACCCGUACCCUCGACAAGAACCUUGCAACAAACUUGUUCAAGAUGCUUCUUAAGUACCGCCCUGAAGACAAAGCUGCCAAGAGGGAGAGGCUUUUGAAGAGGGCCCAGGCUGAAGCUGAAGGGAAAACUGUUGAGGCAAAGAAACCAAUUGUUGUGAAGUAUGGCCUUAACCAUGUUACUUACCUCAUUGAGCAGAGCAAGGCCCAGCUUGUUGUCAUUGCUCAUGAUGUUGAUCCCAUCGAGCUUGUUGUUUGGCUUCCAGCCCUUUGCAGGAAAAUGGAGGUUCCAUACUGCAUUGUCAAGGGAAAAGCACGCCUUGGAUCGAUUGUUCACAAGAAGACCGCAUCUGUUCUUUGCCUAACUACUGUCAAGAAUGAGGACAAACUUGAAUUCAGCAAGAUCCUGGAGGCUAUUAAGGCAAACUUCAACGACAAGUUCGAUGAGGUCAGGAAGAAAUGGGGUGGUGGUAUAAUGGGCUCCAAAUCACAGGCGAAGACGAAAGCCAGGGAAAAGCUGCUCGCGAAGGAGGCUGCACAGCGAAUGACCUAAAAUUAGCUGUUGUCAAAUUUAUCUUGUACUUCUCCUGAGUAGCGUGCAAGCAUUCUGUGAUUUUCUGAUCUGGUUUUGAGUCAAAAAGGAACCCUGUAAGGCAUCAAUAUUUUUGCUCAAUGCUAGUUAGUUCAUAUGACUCAACUUCUCGAUUGGUCAAGCACUCACGAAACUUUUGUGCGCUUGUACUAUUUUGAGGUUUUACAUCAAAUGAAAGCAUGUUACCUGCGGUAUAGCUGUC
Molecule: messenger RNA, 1159 nt
Organism: Phragmites australis (common reed)
Lineage: Eukaryota; Viridiplantae; Streptophyta; Magnoliopsida; Poales; Poaceae
Product: large ribosomal subunit protein eL8y-like
Exons: 7
Coding region: 142-918 (258 amino acids)
Biological process (GO): ribosome biogenesis
Cellular component (GO): ribonucleoprotein complex
Source: RefSeq, a predicted model, not a curated record